UGUGCAACCAGGUGUUGAGACCAUGAGGACAGUGAGCAGGUUAUCUGUACAGAUGGGAGGUUCUGUCACCAUCCCAUGCCUCUAUGAUCAGGAGUAUAUAUAUCAUGUGAAGUACUGGUGCAGUGGAGGAGACUGGAACAUUUGCAAAACUCUGGUUCGCACUGAUUCUCCCCGGAUAGCAGGAGAUGUGUUAAUCAUAGACAGCCCCGCCCAGAAGGUCUUCACUGUGACCAUGAGGAACCUGCAGGAGGGGGACUCUGGUUAUUACUGGUGUGGAGUGGACAUCAGAGGAGGAGCAGAUUAUGGUGCAUAUCUGUACCUCACUAUCACCAGAGGUUCUCCUGGUCUGUCGGUGCUGAACAACACAGUGGUGGGUGAGGAAGGGGGCAGUGUCAGCAUCCAGUGUCUCUAUAGCGACAGCCUCAGGGACAGUGUGAAGAUGUGGUGCAGGAUUUGGGACUGGAGCUCCUGUCUGACAGCAGGGGGAACUGGGAUAUCCCAACAUGCAUCUGUGCUGGUCAGCGAUGACAGAAGAGGAGUGCUGACUGUGACAGUGAGGCGACUGGAGAGGAAGGACACAGGCUGGUACUGGUGCACUGCAGGAGAGGAGCAGUUUCCUGUUCAUAUCACUGUCACGCCGCCAAAACCUCCAACACAGAGACCCACCACAAUGACCACAACUUCAUUUCGGACAAGAAGAUUGGGUUCACCUGAACUCCUGACUACAGCUCUGAUUCCCAACAGAAGUGGGGAGAAUAACCCCAAAUCAAGUGUUAUUCUGGAAGUGCUGCUGAAAUCUGCUGUUGCUCUGGUCUACACCACAUGCACCACCAUAGCCAUGCUGAAAAUCUGGAUCUAUUGCAAGCAACGAAGAGCAGGGGCUCUUGGGAGAUACAGGAGAAGGAAGAGAUGGAAAGAAGAGUGUACUGAUGCUGUCAUGGAGACGUGACCUAUUAGA
This is a messenger RNA of Megalops cyprinoides (Indo-Pacific tarpon), 958 nucleotides long. Its product is annotated as CMRF35-like molecule 3. The transcript has 8 exons. NCBI's taxonomy places the organism in Eukaryota, Metazoa, Chordata, Actinopteri, Elopiformes, Megalopidae. The coding region runs from base 23 to 949 and encodes 308 amino acids. The record is from RefSeq and is a predicted model, not a curated record.